AUGUCCGAAAACAAAGAUCAAAAAGCAAUCCCUAUUGAUAAGUUGAGUCCCAAGCAACUCAUUGAAAUUAGAAAGAGCUUAGAAGAGGAAAUCUAAGUUUUAAAUUAAUCCUUGAGUCAAUUUAAGGUAGCUAUUAGCAAGUACGAAGAAAGUAAACUCAUUAUUAGAUCUCUUGAAGCUGCUAAGAAUAACUAAGAAGUCCUUGUACCUAUUACAAGCAGCUUGUAUGUACCUGGUACACUUAAAAAUAAAGAUUAAGUUUUGAUCGAUUAUGGCACUGGUUACUAUGUUGAAAGAAAUUUAGUCUAAGCUAGCUAAUUUUGCAAUAGAAAAUUAGAAAUGAUCAGAGAUAGUUAAGAUAAACUUACAUCUUUGAUUUCAUCUAAAGCAAACUUUUUAGAUAAAAUUAAUUUGGAAUUAUAAAAGAAAGUAGCCAUGAUGUAACAAGAAUAAGCUAAGAAGUAAUGA
Messenger RNA from Tetrahymena thermophila SB210, 468 nucleotides. Its product is annotated as prefoldin subunit 5. Gene Ontology annotation, biological process: regulation of DNA-templated transcription; protein folding. NCBI's taxonomy places the organism in Eukaryota, Ciliophora, Oligohymenophorea, Hymenostomatida, Tetrahymenidae. Gene Ontology annotation, cellular component: prefoldin complex; cytoplasm. The record is from RefSeq and is a predicted model, not a curated record. The transcript has 3 exons.